Messenger RNA from Trypanosoma brucei brucei TREU927, 1503 nucleotides. RefSeq lists its product as hypothetical. Lineage: Eukaryota; Euglenozoa; Kinetoplastea; Trypanosomatida; Trypanosomatidae. Gene Ontology annotation, molecular function: double-stranded DNA binding; ATPase activator activity. Bases 1 to 1503 code for a protein of 500 amino acids. The record is from RefSeq and is a predicted model, not a curated record. The transcript has a single exon. Gene Ontology annotation, biological process: nucleotide-excision repair. Gene Ontology annotation, cellular component: transcription factor TFIIH core complex; transcription factor TFIIH holo complex.
AUGAACCCGUCCUAUUUGAAUCAGAUAUUGAGUUACCCCCAACGCGAAUCGCUAAUUUCGGAGUGCCCCGCGCUUGCACUCCUCUGCUAUCAGGAAUUAGUGGCUGCCUUCCGCAAAGGGAAACGCAUUGCUGAUCCGCUGUCUUUGAGGGAUGAUGUCACAGUCCUACUUUCCAUUGGAUCGUUGCAUGAACUGACGGACCGGAUUUUCUCAGCUGCACCGCAUGAAUCCGCUUUGCCUCCUCUCUGGUGUACGCUUCGGAAGGCUCUUGAGUGUGCCUGGGACCCCAGAGGUGAUGGUGAGCGACAAUGUGAACUAACGAUGGUGGGUGGGAAACUCCGAUUUUACAAGAAAAAAUGUGAUAGGAUGCCGCUUGCACAGUCAUCAAUGCGGAACGCACUUAAUAUGAGUAGAACACGCAUUCGAGAAGUUAUUGCCUGUGCCCUAUCGGGUUCACUGGAGCCCCUUGGAGGGAGACGUAACGAGCCUAUCGCUGCAUUACUUCAGUUUUCCCGCCUGAUCCCACCACCGUCGGAAGAGCGGGUCGUCACCUCUGAAGGAUUGGCAUUUUGCAUGCAGCCCCUUCAACAACAGUGGUGGACAUUAGUAUCUGUUGUGUUAGAUCGCGCACUGGCCAUAAUGUCGGGUAAAGGAGUCUCACGCGCCACUCUUUGGCAGCUUCUAGCUGUUCUGUUUGCACUUAACACAAGUGAUUAUGUUUACUUGUUUCCUUCAAAGGAUGAUGACCUUGAGGCCUUUCAACUGCUGGCGCGCCUCUCGGAGGUCGGGUUGGUUUACCCCCUUAUUUGUAACGGAGAGAAAUGCUUUGUGCUUUCUCCCCACUUCCACCACGCCAUAUGUUGGAGUUCUACACCAUCGCUUUGCACAGCGGCAUUGCUGGACGACACGAGGGGUCCAUCGUCUCGUCUACGGCGGGAGGAUGAAGAUACUAUCAUCACUGAAACAAAUUUUCGACUAUACGCAUACACGAAAAAUCCUGACAUGCUGCGCAUUCUUGAUCAAUUUGCGGUAAAGGAAGUGGAUGUGGUGGGAAUGGUUGUAUGCUACAGGGUGACACGAGCAUCAUUUGCAAGUGCACUAGCGAAAGGCAUAGGCGCAAACCAUAUAUUGCAAUUUCUUACGGUGAAGGCACAUCCUUCUAUGAUCAAGCAGAGCAAUAGUGAGGCUGGUGACCCGUCGUGCCCGGUUCUCCCCGCUGCUUCUGUGGGAUUCGGUAAUACAUCUGAAUAUCGUCAGGGAAAUAUUAUACCACAAUCCUUUUGUGAUCAACUGUUCACGUGGGAGAGGGAAUGCCGAAGACUAAUUUUUCGUCACGAUGUGGUGCUGUUGAAAAAUAUCGGGAAAGAGCAGAUGGAAAUAAUCUUAAACUGUCUUUCAAAUAGUGGGGAACAGCACGCCGUGGUGCAUCGCGAGAGCGGUACUUUGGCCAUUGAACAGGAGGUUUACACGCGUGUACUGUCCAAUUUCAUUACUCCGGAUUAA